GUCUGUAGCAGACCCAUGGCCCUUUUCAAUCCCCAUCACACACUAACAUAGCACCACGUUUACAUCCUCAAAAAAAUUCGUAAAACGCACACUUAUACCCACAAAAACUCCUCUUUUGGUUUUUCUUGUACUCUUAAUAUAUCAAAUGAUGAGAAAGAAUAGAGGUUUCAAGAUCGGCAAACGGUUUGUCCGGAUCUCAACUUGGAUCUUCAGUCGGACGCGGAUCCACCCACCGGGUUGCAACUCCAUAGGCCCAUCAGAAUCAACAUGCAGUUCGAAGUCAAAGUCCUUAUCGAAAAUCAUCAAUUGGGGCCGUCGUUUAACAAAAGGAGCUAAAUCAAUUUGCAGUGCAAAACCCCGGUCGGGUUAUAUACCCGUGGGUCAUGAACCGGUUUGUGAUAAACCUGUUCCAGUACCAAAAGGGCAUUUGGCUGUUUAUGUGGGUCAAAAAGAUGGUGAGUUUCAUAGAGUUUUGGUGCCUUUGAUUUAUUUUAAUCACCCUUUGUUUGGUGAAUUAUUAAGAGAAGCAGAAGAGGAAUAUGGUUUUAAUCAACAAGGUGGGAUUACCAUUCCUUGCCGGUUUUCGGAGUUUGAGAGGGUCCAAACCCGGAUUAAAUCGGGGUCAUGUGGAAGGAAGCUGACGUGGAAACGUAACCACCAUUGAGGAAGGGUUUUUUUUUUCUUUAAUGAUGAUGACGACGAUGAUAUUGUUUAGAUGGUGAUUAUGUUAGGAAUUUUUAUUUAGGCAGUGGUUUGCUCUUUUGUUUUUUCUUUUUCGUUUUUUACUAUUGUUUUUUCUCUCUCUCUUUUUUCUUUCUUUUCUUACCAAUACUUAUUGUAAUGGAUAUUUAUACGUUUAAAUUGAUAGAGAGUUUGUCC
This is a messenger RNA of Populus trichocarpa (black cottonwood), 879 nucleotides long. RefSeq names its product auxin-responsive protein SAUR36. Bases 146 to 664 code for a protein of 172 amino acids. NCBI's taxonomy places the organism in Eukaryota, Viridiplantae, Streptophyta, Magnoliopsida, Malpighiales, Salicaceae. The record is from RefSeq and is a predicted model, not a curated record. Gene Ontology annotation, biological process: response to auxin. The transcript has a single exon.